AAAACGAGGCAAAACCAUUAUUCCGUCUGAACAUUUUGUAGUUCGAAAUAUUCGGUUAGGAAUUGUAUAAAAUGGAACUGAUAAAACAAGGCGCUGAAGCCAAGGUUUUCAAAGUUGAGUACCUGGGAAAACAAGCAAUAGUUAAACAGCGAUUUCGCAAGACAUACAGACACCCGUCGCUUGAUGAAAAGUUGACACAUCGUCGAACACUGCAAGAAGUUAGGUCAAUGUUGCGAUGCAGGAAAUCUGGUAUUAGAACGCCAGUUGUCUAUCAUCUCGACAACGAAACACAUUCAAUUUAUAUGGAAGAGAUUACCGGAGCAGUGACUGCUCGUGAUUUUAUAAACAGUUUAUUGAGUGAAAAUUCAAAGACUUCAUUGCAUGUGGCAUUGGAAGAUCUGGCGAGAAAAAUGGGUGAAACCAUUGCAAGAAUGCACGAAGCUGAUGUAGUUCACGGAGAUCUUACUACUUCAAAUAUGCUAAUCCAAACAAACGGAACAACUGAAUCACUAAUCAUAAUUGACUUCGGACUCAGCUUUAUAUCGACUUUGGCAGAGGACAAAGGAGUUGACCUUUAUGUUCUUGAAAGAGCGUUCCUUAGUACACAUCCAAACACAGAAGACAUUUUCAGAAUUUUUUUAAAGAGCUAUGUGACCAGCUCAACCAAAAAGUCAUCACAGGCAGUUAUAGCCAAACUAGAUGAGGUUAGAAUGAGAGGUAGAAAAAGGGUUAUGAUUGGCUAGAUCAGAGCUUCAGAGAUUAGUAUCGAAAGAACAUUUAUGAUUUCCCUUUUUUUCUCUACAACCUUUUCUGUAGCAUUGAAGAGACUAUUUUUAUAGCAAGACAAAUCGAAAAGAAUGA
This is a messenger RNA of Rhopilema esculentum, 861 nucleotides long. Its product is annotated as EKC/KEOPS complex subunit TP53RK-like. Gene Ontology annotation, cellular component: nucleus; cytosol; EKC/KEOPS complex. Gene Ontology annotation, biological process: protein phosphorylation. The record is from RefSeq and is a predicted model, not a curated record. Gene Ontology annotation, molecular function: ATP binding; protein serine/threonine kinase activity. NCBI's taxonomy places the organism in Eukaryota, Metazoa, Cnidaria, Scyphozoa, Rhizostomeae, Rhizostomatidae.